GGGAAAUACGGCCGCCAUCUUGGAGCGGUCGUCCUACCUACUUGGCUAAAUCAAAAACAUCACAAGAUGCCUCAGCACUGUGCGGCUAAUCUUUGCUCAAAUCGACGGACUGUUGACGUUAGGACUCGGGGGAUAACUUUUCACAAGUUUCCCAAAGACAAAAAUGUGAGGAAGAAGUGGGAAGCGACUUUGCAGAGAGAGGGAUUCACUGCAAGUGAUUCAUCAGUGCUGUGCAGUGAGCAUUUUAAACAGGAGGAUUUUGACAGAACCGGUCAGAUUGUCCGACUGAGAGAUGGCGCUAUUCCAUCAAUCUUCAGCUUCCCUGCUGACCUCCAAAGACCAGAAAAGUGCAGGACCACAGAAACCUCCAUAAAAGUUGAAUCUAGCCUGUCUGUGGCCUCUCAGGAUGCCACAGAAACUUGUACCUCACAGCCGCAACCUCAGUCUAAUGAUGAUCAUGGCUACGCCUUGCCAGCUUCUCUUUCCGCUGUUGCGGCUAAACUGAAGGAAGCCUUGGCAAGAGUGGAAAGUCUAGAGCGGGAAAAGAAAAACGCCAUGGCCAGAGAAAAGAGGGCAAAGACCACAGUUCAGUCUCUAUUGGGGGAUUUGAGUGACAAGAAACUAAUAAAUAAGAAGCUCAGAGAGAGGCUUGAAUUAUACUCAGAUCUUCAGCUGGACUUCUUGGAAAAGCAGGGCCAUGAGUACACAAAGGAGCACAGAGAGUUUGCCCUCACACUCCAUCUGCACAGUCCAAAGGCAUACAAGUACCUCCGGGACACUGGAAAAUUGCCCCUCCCACAUCCACAUACAUUACAAAGGUGGCUGGAGUAACAAUCCAUCUGCAUGCCAGUUCCAGGACGUCUGAUGGUUCGAUCUGGUGGCUCACCUAGUGGGACAGGCAAUGUGGCUGCCCAACAUGAUGACGUGUACCUGUCACCUUUAGAUGUCCUCUGCUUGAAUUGCUGAAGAGUAACAAUCUCCAUUUCAGCUGUUGUGUGCGACCAUGGCUAUCUUCCAACUAAGUUUGGUGAUCUGGUGGAAAAUGCUCUGGUCUAUACAGCAGGAUUUGUAGCAGAUUCUACGAAAACUGCUGUGUCGCGUGAGCUGGUCAGAAAUGUUACGUCAUCAUCAUUUGAUGAAAACUACCACCUCCUAACCCUGAACAUGGUUGCCCUUGUGGUUCCGUCACAAGGCACUGUGAAGCUGCUGAGAGCUGAGAUACUGGAGCUUCAACACAGCAACCUCCAAAGGUGUCAACCAUUGCACACAUUGUUCGCAAAGACACUGGAGAAUUAGACAUAAUUUGACACUCAGGGUUUCCCCCAGUGUAUCGUAAGCCUGGCAGGCCAGCAGGCUUUACUCCUGUGCGUUUAGUCUCAACAUGCUGACUCUGUGUCUGUGCUGAUAAAGUCUGAAUUCCUGCUUAGCUGGUGCGUUAGUGAGCUGGUGGUUCUGUCCGUGGAGGAGCUUUCACGCUCGCCUCAUUGUCACUCAGCACACGGGUUUAUUUUUAUUUUAUUUGUUUGCAGUGACACACCAAACUGCACAUAAUGAAAUGUUUUAUCUACAGUCAGCUAGGAUUAAUGCGCGCGUCCGCGCUGAGAGCAGAAAAACUUGUCCCAUAAAGUUCGGGCAAGCAAAACUGUCUUUGUGGCGCUUAUUUAAAAACCUUAAUAGCCACGAAAUGGAACAGCUACUAAAACCACAUAAAUUGUCAGCUUAACAUUCUUUAAUAUAAAGAUGUAUUAAUGCAUCUUUAACACUGCCAGUAGUAUUAAAGAUCACCGGGCAUAGAGGGGAAACCCUGACACUGAUAAUCAUCAUUCUUUCUGACUUGUUGUCAUUGGUUAUGUCUUUGUUUUUUUAAGAUAAAGAUGCACCACAUUGUCAAAGUAACUUCUCUUGAUUUACAGAAAGGCAGUACAAGAAAAAACAUCACUUGAAAAUGCUUUAGUUUAGUCUGUUACCACAAGAAAGUCCUGUUGCUUGGCGUCAACCAAAUGAACAAAAUGCCUUGUUUUUGUGAGCUGUUUUUAAAAUAUUUGUAAAUAUUUUUGGUUUAACAGUACAUUCUUUAUUAAACCAUGUUAAAGAUAUUAA
Messenger RNA from Xiphophorus couchianus (Monterrey platyfish), 2100 nucleotides. Its product is annotated as THAP domain-containing protein 6-like. The record is from RefSeq and is a predicted model, not a curated record. The coding region runs from base 67 to 831 and encodes 254 amino acids. Lineage: Eukaryota; Metazoa; Chordata; Actinopteri; Cyprinodontiformes; Poeciliidae. The transcript has 6 exons.